Hipposideros armiger (great roundleaf bat) is the source of this 10409-nucleotide messenger RNA. It is a transcript of the gene SHROOM4, whose product is annotated as shroom family member 4. The transcript is spliced from 10 exons. The record is from RefSeq and is a predicted model, not a curated record. Lineage: Eukaryota; Metazoa; Chordata; Mammalia; Chiroptera; Hipposideridae. Gene Ontology annotation, molecular function: actin filament binding. The coding region runs from base 1 to 4920 and encodes 1639 amino acids. Gene Ontology annotation, biological process: actin filament organization. Gene Ontology annotation, cellular component: cortical actin cytoskeleton; apical plasma membrane; adherens junction.
AUGGAUGGAAUUGAUGUAGAACUCACCUUUGGGAUUGAAGAUGGGGGCAAGGCAGCCUUGUCCCAGAAGAUGAGGACUGGUGAUGAGCUGGUGAAUAUCAAUGGCACUCCAUUGUAUGGCUCCCGCCAAGAGGCCCUCAUCCUCAUCAAAGGUUCCUUCCGGAUCCUCAAGCUGAUCGUCAGGAGGAGAAACGCCCCUGUCAGUAGGCCGCAUUCAUGGCAUGUGGCCAAGCUGCUGGAGGGAUGCCCUGAAGUGGCUACCACCAUGCAUGUCCCUUCUGAAACCUUCAGCUUGUCGUGGCAUUCCGGCUGCAACACAAGUGACGUGUGUGUGCAGUGGUGUCCACUCUCCCGGCACUGCAGCACUGAGAAAAGCAGCUCCAUUGGCAGCAUGGAGAGCCUGGAGCAACCAGGCCAAGCCACCUAUGAGGGUCACCUCUUGCCCAUUGACCAGAAUAUGUACCCCAACCAGCGUGACUCAGCCUAUAGCUCCUUCUCGGCCAGCUCAAAUGCCUCUGACUGUGCCCUUUCCCUCAGGCCAGAGGAGCCAGCCUCUGCAGACUGCAUUAUACAAGGCCAAGGGUCUACUAAGGCCCAUAAUGGCAGGCCUAAUAUGCCUGAGACCUCAGGAAGUAGCCGGCGCGCCAACGGGGGCCACCUGACUCCCAGCUCCCAGAUGUCAUCCCGCCCACGGGAGGUCCACCACUCAGGGCCUGCCAAGGCUGCCAAGGGCCCACCACAACCUCCAGUGAGGCGAGACAGUCUUCAGGCCUCCAGAUCCCAACUCCUCAAUGGAGAGCAGCGCAGGGUUUCUGAGCCUGCAGACUCUUUACAACAGGAGAAACUGAGCUUAGACACUACGCUAUCCCCAAGGAACCCUAACAGGUUUUGCUGCCUCAGUGGGCAAAACCAGGUGAUAAAUGAGGGCCAUCAGAACUGUGAGCUCAGCCAACCUCCUGAAUCCAGCCAGCAGGGUUCUGAGCACCUACUGAUGGAGGCCUCAUCCAAAGCUAUUGGAUUCCAAAAAUCAUAUGACAAAACUUCCAGUAUAAAUUCCAGCCCACUCAACAAGGCUUCAGCAGAGCUAGCUAAGGCUUCUUUUAGUAGCCCUCAACACCUCACAGGACCCACAGGCCAUCGCCAUAGUGCCCCUGAACAGCUGCUGGCAUCCCACUUGCAGCAUGUGCACCUUGAUACCAGGGGUAGCAAGGGGAUGGAGCUCCCAGCUGGGCAGGAUGGACAUGAGUGGACUCUGUCCCCUUUACAUAGCAGCCACACAGGGAAGAAAAGCCCAUGUUCCCCUACAGGAGAAACCCAGGACCAGCCCAGCAAAGAGAGAAAGACCAGGCCAGUGGAUGAGAGGCCUUUGGGUUCAGGGCACCAGAGCCGAAGCAUUUCCCCCCAUGGAGAAGCUGAUGGACACCCUCCAGAAAGAGGUCUCCAGGACCCAAACAGGGCAAGCAGAGCAGGCAGUGAGUUGGCCAGCCAGCAGCCCUCUGCCUCUGGCUCUCUUGUUCAACAAACCAGGGACUGUUCUUCAACCACUAAAGUAGCUGGCACCACAGAGGCAGCUGAAGAAGGGGACAAUGAGCCCAAGGAGUGUGGCCGGGUGGGUGGUCGGCGAAAUGGAGGGACCCGGGGCCGCUCUAUCCAAAACCGGCGGAAGAGUGAGCGUUUUGCUACCAACCUGCGUAAUGAAAUUCAGAGGAGGAAGGCCCAACUCCAGAAAAGCAAGAGUCCCUUAUCACAGCUGUGUGACACUAAGGUGCCAGUGGAAGAGACUGAGGAGCCCCUAGAAAAUCCUCUACUUCCUGCCUCUAACUCAUCUCUACUGCCUUCAUAUAAAAAACCACCUAGCCCCAGAGACAAGCUCUUCAAUAAGAACAUGAUGCUUAGGGCUAGGUCUUCAGAGUGCCUCAGCCAAGCCCCUGAGAGCCAUGAAUCUAGGACAGGCUUGGAGGGACGAAUGAGCCCUGGCCAGAGGCCUGGCCAGUCCUCUUUGGGCCUGAAUGCCUGGUGGAAUGCAUCUGACCCAUCCUCCUCAGACUCUGAGAAAACAAAGGUUCACCAUGGAGUCCGUGGAGGUCAUUGGAGAUGGUCUCCAGAACACAACUUGCAGCCUCACGUGGCACUAGCCAUGGAAGGCCCUUCCAACCAAGGUGAUAACAAGGAAUUGACAGCUUCUACCACCCAAGCUGAGGAGGAAGCCAUCCUCUUGCCCUUUGCAGACAGAAGAAAGUUCUUUGAAGACAGUAGCAAAUCCCUAUCUACAUCUCAUUUGCCAGGUUUAAGCACUCAUAGUAACAAGACUUUUGCACAGAGACCAAAACCUAUAGACCAAAGCUUCCAGUCAAUGAACUCUAGCUAUAGGGAAUUGAGGCGCCAUCCCAUGGACCAAUCAUAUCAUGCCACAGACCAAUCAUAUCAUUCCAUGUCACCCCUUCAGUCAGAAACUCCUACUUACUCAGAAUGUUUUGCAAGCAAAGGUCUAGAACAAUCCAUGUGUUGUAAGCCACUGCACUGUGGUGAUUUUGAUUACCACAGGACCUGCUCUUACUCCUGCAGUGUUCAGGGAGCUGUAGUACAUGACCCUUGCAUUUAUUGUUCUGGAGAAAUCUGCCCUGCUUUGCGAAAGAGAAAUAUGAUGCCAAACUGCUACAACUGCCGAUGCCACCAUCACCAAUGCAUUCGGUGUUCAGCUUGCUAUCAUAAUCCCCAGCACAGUACCCUCGAAGACAGCACCUUGGCACCUGGCAACACUUGGAAAUCCAGGAAGCCUACAGUGCAGGAAUUUCCUGGGGACAAAUGGAAACCAAUAACAGGAAACAGGAAGACCAGCCAGUCAGGGAGGGAAAUGGCUCAUUCCAAGGCUGGCUUUUCAUGGGCAAGCCCCUUCCAUUCUUGCCUUGAGAACCCAGCACUGGACUUGUCAAGCUACCGAGCAAUCUCAUCUCUUGACCUCCUUGGAGACUUCAAACACUCCUCAAAAAAAACAGAGGAAACUUCAGUUUAUGAGGAGGGGAGCCCUGUGGCCCCUACGUCCCACCCACUGCGCAGCCGUGCCUUCUCAGAGAGCCAUAUCAGCUUGGAACCCCAGAGCUCCCGGUCCUGGGGACAGCAUAGGAGGGAGCUCUUUACCAAAGUUGAUGAGACCCAGCUGGAUCCUCUGGGAGCCAGGAAGAAGGCCUUUCCUCCUCCUCGCCCUCCUCCUCCCAAUUGGGAGAAGUACAGGCUCUUCCGUGCAGCCCAGCAGCAGCAACAGCAGCACAAGCAGCAACAGCAGCAACAAGAGGAGGAAGAAGAGGAAGAGGAGGACGAGGAGGAGGAGGAAGCUGAAGAAGAGGAUGGGGUUGAAGAGGAGGAGGAGGAGGAGGAGGGAGGGGAGGACGAGGAGCUGCCACCCCAGUAUUUCAGUUCAGAAAGCACUGGUCCCUGUGCUCUCAAUCCUGAGGAGGUGCCGGAGCAGCCGCAAACCCUGGGCUUUGGUCACCUGGAGGUCUCAAGGCAGGGUGCACAAAGCCUCCCAGAAGAGCAAGAGUCCUUUGCUCUCCAUUCCAGCAAUUUCCUGCCUCCAAUAAGGGGCCACUUGGGAUCUCAACCUGAGAAGGCUCAGCCCCCUCGCUAUUAUGGUGCUGGUGGACAUUGGAGGACAUCAGAGCAAGAGACCACUGAUCCCUCCAAACCAGAAGCCCUGAUGGCAGAAGAGUCCAAACCCAAGCCAGCAUGGAGCCAGAGCUACUUCUUUCCUGAGGAGCAGUUCUCUUUCAUGGGCUGGGGCUCCGAGAAGCAGCAUCUCAGCCCCGCGGGCUUCAGUGAACCCAAGACAACAGGGUCUGCUGCUACACUUGUCAAGCCCCUGGGUGCCACUGGUUCCAUUUAUACCCCAUUUCAUCCUGCAACUAUGGAGGAGGCUGGGGCUACUGGGGAUAUGCCAGAAGUGGAGAGAUGCUAUCCCUUCUCAGACCGAAGGCCUGCCCCACAGCAGGCAGUCUCAGAAGAGCUCAUGAGAGAUGUGGUGGGCCGUGACAAGUCCCUGGCAGGGGUGCUAACCCCAGCCUCCAACAUGGUGACCACUGCUGAGGUCAUGGGUGACCUCUUUGCUCUGGGAGAUCUGCAGUGGAGGGGCCAUUUCAAGCAUGAGUGGUACCAUCGGGAAAGAAGAAAUUAUCAGAGUGUCCAGGAAAGCCUCAGGGUGCCUUUACAAGAAUUUCAGCACUUCUCGCCUCCUCAGGGGGCCCCAGGGAUCCCUACCUCUUACUCAGCUUAUUACAAUAUUUCUGUGGCCAAGGCAGAGCUGUUGAACAAGUUGAAAGACCAACCGGAGAUGGCAGAAAUUGGCCUAGGAGAGGAGGAAGUUGACCAUGAACUGGCUCAGAAAAAGAUACAGCUUAUUGAAAGCAUUGGCAGAAAACUUUCUGUCCUGCGAGAGGCCCAGCGAGGAUUGCUGGAGGACAUCAGUGGCAAUUCUGCUCUUGGAGAGGAGGUGGAGGCCAACCUAAAAGCUGUCUGCAAGUCCAAUGAGUUUGAAAAAUACCGUUUGUUUAUUGGGGACCUGGACAAAGUGGUCAACCUGUUGCUGUCACUCUCUGGACGACUGGCCCGGGUGGAGAAUGCUCUUAAUAGCAUAGAUUCAGAGGCCAACCAGGAGAAGUUGGUGCUAAUAGAGAAGAAGCAGCAGCUGACAGGGCAGUUGGCAGAUGCCAAGGAGCUGAAGGAGCACGUGGACCGGCGGGAGAAGUCAGUGUUCAGCAUGGUUUCCCGCUACCUGCCUCAGGACCAGCUCCAAGAUUACCAGCACUUUGUGAAGAUGAAAUCUGCUCUCAUCAUUGAACAGCGAGAGCUGGAAGAGAAGAUCAAGCUCGGGGAAGAGCAGCUCAAAUGUCUCAGGGAGAGCCUACUCCUGGGGCCCAGCAAUUUCUAAUUCCACCAGCAGACUGCCCACACCAUCCUUGCCCAGCCACAAUGGGAAAUGCUUUCGAUCUUUGUUAGCAGUUUGUUAGCAAGUAGAUAGCAGCUAGUAGAGCAGUUUGUUCCAUAUUCUCUACCCUGGAUGUCUCUCACUGCCCCUUAUCUAGCAGUGCUUCCAACCAGCUAGGAGACACCAGGAAGGCCCCGAGCUUCUACCCUAAGGAGUAGAAGCAAGAAGUAGAAGCUGUAGCAGGAUGUGAUCAUACAACCACAUUCUCCUUCCUACAGUUUGCACAGCAAGCGUUCACCACACCCAUUCCUUCAUUUUCCUUUGUACUAGGACAUCAUGCAUUCACCACCCACCCAUACCAUAAUCAGAUUCUUAAGGCUCAGAGAGAAGCUUCCAAUGUGGAUACACUCUACCCAGCCAUUUCCCACAGAGAUCUGGCUGUCUUGAGGAGAUUCGCCUACAGAAUUUCAGGACCUCACUCAAGUUUUGCAGUGGGAAGCAGAGAAAGAUGAAUUAUACUUAACAGAAUCUGAGCAAAGGUUGAGGAUCCCCAGAUUCCCUCCUGGAAGGAGCUAGUCUUAAACAAAUUGGCUCCAUCCCGACCUUCCCCAGCAUCUACAUGAGGGGAAAGAGGCCCACUCUCAGCCCUGGCUGGUGUGGCUCUCCUCCUGUCCUAAGACUGUGGACCUACCACUUCCUGUUUCAUCUUGCCUCUUCCUUGCUGGGCGUUACAGGUGCCUACUCUAAGGGCUUCACAGUAUGGGCCAUGAAUAGCUCUACUAAAGCUGACUUCUGCAUACAUGUUUCAUUAUUGGGGGGAGGGGGCUCUUAUUGUUAUAUUUUAAAUGAUCCUUUGAUUUUAUUUAUUUUUAUGUUUUAUUGUUUUUUUCUUCUUUUUAAACUAAUAAGGUGAGAUGAGGGGAUUUGGAGAGGGAAAAGUUAGCCCAGAAGGAAAGCAUUUUCUGCAGAUCCGCCUGAAUUCACCAUGGCUAGGUAAGCGAGUGCCAAGGCCUUGACUUCUUCCCACCAUAGCUAACAAGUGUCUAAGAAAGAAGUUCUUACCUUGAACUGAGAGCUUCCCCGCUGUGGCCUGGCCCUCUACUUUCCCUGAAGUCUGAAUGACCAUGAGCUUAGCAUUCCCCAACCGGAUUCAAUUUUUUCUUGAAACCAAAGAAACCUGAAACUGACAAAGGUUCAUCUAUUUCUCUACAGUCUCCAAGCUAAGGAAAGGGGAGAGGUGACCUCAGGAGGAACUCCUCUAUCUAAUUGUUUUCUCAGCCUGUGGCCUGGCUCAGGGAACCAAAAUUCAUGGUAGUUGCCAGGGUCAGCCAACCCCCAACACCAGAGCAAAGUAUAAUCCAGCCAGGAUCUGAGGCGCACAAACAACUAGUGCUGCUGCUGUUGCCAAGGCCCUGACACUGGUAAGCAGCUUCUAUCCCUGAAAAGCCCUCAGGUAGCCAAUGGCAGGAAGGGAGUUGUGGCCAAACUCUGCCUUGUUAUCCAGCUCAAUUCCCUAUUCCUUACUAACUGGGGCCCAUGCUUGAUAUUGUAUAGCCCUGGCCAGCAAGCCCUGGCAUCUGUUCUAGUCACUGCUGAAUCCCUCAUGGUCCAUGGAGGUUAACUGUAGCAGCAGGGGUGCCUCAUUCAACCAAAUAAUUUGCCAAAGAACUUUGCUGCUGCUACAAAUACUGGUCCCUAACUUCCAUUUCCUCUUCAUUGUAUUUGAAAACAAUGGAAGAAUCUUAGCCAGCAGGGCGGCCUUUUUUUGGGGGGGAGGGGGAGAGCUGAGUAUGCUCUUCGAGAGCAAUGCUGCUGUCAGAACCACUGUUAAAAUGUCAACCUGCCAUUCUCUUCUCAAGUGGAGGAUUCUCCUUUAUUCAGGAAGGCUGACGGCUUAUAAAGGGCUGGGCUUAUCCAAACCAAGGUUAAGGAAUAUGGGGGAGUGCUCUGAAUAUAGGUUGUGGUUGCCAUUUUUUUUAAAUACAGGCUCUAAGACACACAAUAAGUAUAUUGAGGUGUUCUGUAUUGAGGGGAUGAGGCCCGUGUAGUCAACUGUUCAAAGAUUUUUUUUUCUAAAACAGCUUUUUGGAAAUAUAGGCCCAGGAAAAAGAGUGGUCUCUCACCUGGACACCAUGGCCAUGGUCUGAGUUUUUCUAGUCAGCAGUACAUUGGCUGUGCCUUAAGUUUAUCACACUAAAAGUACUAUUGACUCUGUUAUUUUUAUCUCUCAUUCCAUCUCAAAUUAUUCUAGAGUUGGAAUCAAGAUACAAGGAUGCUCAUUUUCACACAGAAGGACAGUUUCCAAAGAACUUAAUAAAAUAACUCCAAAGUUAUAUUGAGCAGUGAAGCUCGGCAAAGGUGAACUACUAAACACACACUGAUGCCUGGCAGUGCUGACACGGCAAUCCCAUUGUGGGUGAUAGUACUGCAAAGCUGUCAGUGUUACUUGAGAUACAGUGUCUCUCCCCCGUUCUCAUUUCCUGGGCUCUGCCCUCCAUGAAAACCUGCCAGGAGGUAGCAGUUUGGAAGGCACGCCAAGGGACUUCUACAAAGAGAGUUACUGGUCUUGAUUUCUGCCCUCUCCCUUCAAAUACUCAUACAGGCCCCAGUGGGUAAUAGGUCAGCACAGUGAUUGAUAUAGAGAAAGGGAUCAGCGCAAGAGCUACUACCACAUGUCCCUCCUAACUCCCUGCUCCUGGGACGCUGGGUAAUUGAGUCUCCUUGAGUCCUUCCCGCUGCAGACUCAGCCAGGAUAUAGCAGUAAAUACUCAAGGGGAAUGCAAGAGAAAGAGACAGACACUGAAAAUAAAGCCCUAGCACUGGAGAGACUGGAAGCUGAGGAAUAGAGUGGGUGAACAAAUGAAAAGCCUCUUUCAAAGCCAGGUUCAGGUUUUGUUUGCUACUUAACCUCAUGUGCCAAAAAGCUAUCCGGGGGCACUAGAGCCACAACCUUAACCCCAGGCUCCCAGUCGCAAGUUUCAAAUGAAGGAAGCGGGGCACAUUUCUGGUCACUUCUUCCCGGCUGGAGCUUGGUGACUCCCAAUGUCUUUGCCACAGGAGUUAUCUAUGCCAAUAAUAUUUCUAUAACAGCGUAUUGUAUUCUUUGAAGAUUAGUAGAUCUUUAGAGGGGGGUGGGGCAGGGGGCAAUUUCUAUAGAUAAAGAACCAGUGUUUGUUGUACAGCUGUUGGGGGGGGGUAUCUAUCCCAUGUGAAGCUAUUAUUUUUCUGAAUCUUAUUGUUUCUGCAUUUGUGUCCUCCACCACUCCCUCCUUGGCUGACAUUAAUAUGCCUGCCAGAUUGUCAUCAAGGGUCAUACUUCAAUAAAAGGUGCAAAGGACAAAAAAAUAUUAUCUCACGUGUUUUGACUCGAGUGAUGGAAAUCCCCUAAUAUUCUGCUGAAAACUAUUGGAAAGGAAUUUGGUAACCUAGACAUAGUUCUUCAGAACUAACCAUAUUAUGACCACAGCCUUACUCACAUCCCUGAACCCUUAACCUGGCCCCUCAGGGAUACCAUUGAUGCUAUGUCAUUCAUUAUCCCCAGUAAAAUAGCUUAGAAUUCAGGAAGAAUCAACAAUAAUUGUAAUCUCAAGUGUAGACCUCAGCAGCAUACAGAAGCCAGUUCUGGAGUCUAUCCUGAUCAGCAGUGAGCCACUUUCUAGACCUCCUCCAAUCUUGAGUUCUGUCUACUAGUAUCAUCUUCCCGCUCUCAUACCCUCACUCUUAGCAACCUGGAAAGCAAGGUCCUUGCUGGUCAGCUCUCCAAGAUAACCUCAAGGUUUAGACCCAAAUGUACUCCAGGCAGCUCCUCUGACCCAGAAAAACCUAGGGUUUUUUUCUAAUCCAUUUAUUGUUCAUUUCCCAACUGAGCUCCUAUUCCAGAUGUCCAGUGUGGUAGAGUGGAAAAAGCCCAGCUUUGGCAUUAGAAUGAACUGUGUUCAAAUCUUGGUUCUACCAGUUGUUCUAUAAACUUGGAUAUUUGCUCAACUUCUGAGUUCAUUUUCUUAUCUGUAAAAGGAAUAAUAAUAUAUAUCUUGCAUGGCUGUUUUGGCUUAAAAAUAAUAUGUGAAAGCCACCCGCUAUCUACUGAAAAGUUGUUAGAAAGAGAGAAUCCCAGGCUCCACCACAAACCCACUGACAACAGUCUGAAUUUUAAUUAGAUUCCCAGGAGACUCAUAUGCAUAUUAAAGAUUGAGAAGCAUUAACCUAUCACAAACAUGCUCAGCACAUGGUAACUAAGUAUUAUUCUAACUCUAGAUUUACCCGAUUCAUUCUUUCUGAAUCUCAGAUAUAUUCUUGCUCUUCUCAUACUGGUCACAACUACCUGCCUAAAAGGAUUCAGCAAGGAUGCAAGGUUGAUAUAGAAAAUCAAUUGUAUUUCUAUACACUAGCAAUGAACAAUCUGAAAAAAAUAAGAAAAAAAUCCAUUUCCAAUAGUGUCAAAGUAAUAAACUACUUAGGAAUACAUUGAACAAAAUGCAAGUAUACUGAAGACUACAAAACAUUGUUGAAAUAAUUUUUUUAAAUGUAAGUAAAUGUAAAGACACCACAUGUUUAUGGAUCAGAAGACUUAAUAUUGUUUAGAUGAUAAUACUCCCCAAAUUGAUCAAAAAUUCAAUGCAAUCCUUAUGAGAUUCCUAGCUGGCUUCUUUGCAUAAAUUCAAAAGUCAAACCUAAAAUUCAUAUGUAAUUGCAAGGGACCCAUGAUAGUUAAAACAAUCUCUAAAAAGAACAAAGUUGGAGGACUCACACUUCUCGAGUUCAAAAUUUACUACAAAACUACAGUAAUCAAGACAAUGUGGUACAUGCACAAGAAUAGACAUAUAAAUAAAUGGAAUAGUAUUGAGAGUACAAAAAUAAACCUUCACGUUUAUGGUCAGUUAAUUUUCAAUAAGGGUGCCAAGACAAUAAAAUGGAGAAAGAAUAGCUUUUCAACAAAUUAUGUGAGGACAACUGAGUAGCCACAUGGAAAAUAGUGAAAUUGGACCCCUUCCUUACACCACACACAAAAAUUAAUUUGAAAUGGAUUAUAAACCUAAAUGUAUGAGUUAAAAUUACAAAACUCUUAGGAGAAAACAUAGUAGUAAAUCUUUCUGACAUUAGGUUAGACAGUGAUUCCUUAGAACUCCAGAAGCACAAGUGACAAAAGAAAAUAUGAACAAAUUAGAGUACAUCGAAAUUAAAAAUUUUGUGCUACAAACAAUAACAUAAAAAGGUGAAAAGACAAUCCAGGUAAUUGGAAAAAUAUUUACAUAUCAUAUAUCUAAUAUUGUACUUUUACUCAGGACAUAGAAGGAACUAUUACAACUCAAUGAUAUAAAUAAAUAACUAAUUACAAAUGGGCAAAGGAUUGGAAUAGACAUUUCUCCAAAGAAUAUAUGAAAAUGGUCAAUAAGCACAGUGAAAGAUGGUCAACAUUAAGGAACUACAAAUCAAAACCACAAUGAGAUGCCACUUCAUACCCACUAAGAUGGCUAUAAUAAAAAAGAGAAACA